Messenger RNA from Nanorana parkeri, 1455 nucleotides. RefSeq names its product Fc receptor-like protein 3. Gene Ontology annotation, biological process: cell surface receptor signaling pathway. Gene Ontology annotation, molecular function: transmembrane signaling receptor activity. The coding region runs from base 1 to 1455 and encodes 484 amino acids. The transcript has 7 exons. The record is from RefSeq and is a predicted model, not a curated record. NCBI's taxonomy places the organism in Eukaryota, Metazoa, Chordata, Amphibia, Anura, Dicroglossidae.
AUGGUCAGCAAGACAGCCAAGCCAAUAGCAUCUGGCGAAUUAGAGGUCAGCGAUGGAGCAGCAGAGGAGAGACCACUGGUGACUUUCAAUCCCAACUGGGCCAAAGUAUUCACAGGAGAGUCUCUAACUAUGACGUGCUACAUCAGCUCGGCCCACCAAAACCAAAGGUUCUUCUGGUACAAAGACGAUAAGCGGUUGUCUGUCAACGACCAAACGUAUAGAAUAUCUUACACUGAAACUGGUCAUACUGGAAAUUACUGGUGCCGGACAUCUUCGACUGAAACUAGCGAUAUUAGUAGGCUGGAGGUCAUCUACGAUUAUCUGAUCCUACAAGUUCCUCCUUUUGCAUUUGAAGAAGAUGACGUCCUUAUGAGAUGUGGCAGCUGGCCUGGGUAUUCGGUACGACGCACCAUGUUUUUCAAGGACAAUACGGUCAUAAGACCACUGCAGGCGGAAACAGAACUAGUCCUUCGUAAAGUCAAUAGAGAGUCGGCUGGUAAAUACAAAUGUAUGAAGAAGUCAGAGCUCUCCUCUGACACAAGUUACACCGAUGAGUCCUUCCUUCAUGUCAAAGACCUCUUCUCGAGCCCAGAAGUAAAUGUGACUCCAUACCCCGUGACAGAAGGUGACAACGUGACUCUGACUUGCGACACAGCUCUCAGUCCGCUCAGGCAGGAGACGAAGCUGCAAAUUGCAUUCUACAGAGAUGGAAAGUAUGUCCAGAGACUCAGCUCAUCUGGCCAAUAUGGAGUCCAGUCGGCUGAGCUGGAGGAUUCCGGGAAUUAUUGCUGCGAGGUGCAAACCUCAAGCUCCACGGUGAAGAAGAUGAGUAAAGCAAAACAUGUCCAGAUACAAGACCUCUUCUCAAGCCCAGAAGUAAAUGUGACUCCAUCCCCCGUGACAGAAGGAGACCACAUGACCCUAACGUGUAAUAUCAGUCUCAGCCCGCUCAGACCGGGGACGGAGCUCCAAUUUGCUUUCUACAGAGAUGGACGGAAUGUUCAGGAACUCAGCUCAUCUGAUCAAUAUGGAGUCCAGUCCGCUCAGCUGGAGGAUUCUGGGAAUUAUUCCUGUGAGGUGAAAGCCUCAAGCUCCACGGUGAAGAAGAUGAGUAAAGCAAAAGACGUCCAGAUACAAGAACUCUUCUCCAACCCACACGUUACAUCAAUCCAAUAUCCACUGGUGGAAGGAGACCACAUGACCCUAACGUGUAAUAUCAGUCUCAGCCCGCUCAGACCAGGGACAGAGCUCCAAUUUGCAUUCUACAGAGAUGGACGGAAUGUUCAGGAGUUCAGCUCAUCUGAUCAAUAUGGAGUCCAGUCCGCUCAGCUGGAGCAUUCUGGGAAUUAUUCCUGUGAAGUGAGGACAUCAGCCGGCAGUGCUAAGAAGAGGAGUGAAGAGAUAAAUAUCCAGGUUCAGGGUAAGCAUUCAAGACAAACUACUAAUCGUAGUUAA